Molecule: messenger RNA, 250 nt
Organism: Paramuricea clavata
Lineage: Eukaryota; Metazoa; Cnidaria; Anthozoa; Malacalcyonacea; Plexauridae
Source: the annotation of a GenBank genome assembly
AUGGUGCUUCACGUAUUUGAGGAUGCCUUUAAGGUGUCUUUAUCAGAAGACGGUUGUGACGAAUGUGGUGCAUCGCUCAUCGACGUCACUUUCCAUCGGAACAAGUCUCCCCUCCCAGGUGACAAAACAGAACACACCGGUUGUGCAUUCUGUGACCCUGUUCUUGUGCCGAUGGUGAAGUUUGAUAUGGCAAAAGGACGGCAUCCAAUGUUUCGUCGCGGCCGAGGGGGCAAACGAGGGCGUGGACGGG